AUGCGAGUUCCUAUUGGUACAAAAGAACGUCUAUGUAUAGCAUUAAGAUAUUUAGCUACGGGUUGUUCAUUUUCUGAACUUCGUGUAAAUUUUAAAGUGGGUGCAAGUACCGCCCGUGGCAUAGUUUUAGACACAUGCAAAAUAAUUUGGAAUAAAAUGAAGGCUUCAUGCAUGCCAGAAUUAACAAAAAAAUAUUGGAUAGAAGUUGCGGAAAUUUACAAAAAAAAAGCUAAUUUCCCUCAUUGCCUCGGAGCUAUUGAUGGGAAACAUAUACGGAUUAGAAAACCCAGCAAUACGGGAUCGGAAUAUUUUAAUUAUAAAAAUUAUUUUUCUAUUUUACUAAUGGCCGUCGUCGACGCCAAUUAUAAAUUUUUAGUUGUCGAUAUUGGUGCAUACGGAAAAGGCUCAGAUUCACUAGUAUUUCAAGACGGUCAUUUUGGUCAAAGACUUCAACGUGAUGAACUAGAUCUACCACAAGCAUCCAUCAUUGAUGGUUACAAUAUGGGCCCGUUUUUCC
This is a messenger RNA of Acyrthosiphon pisum (pea aphid), 517 nucleotides long. RefSeq lists its product as uncharacterized. Lineage: Eukaryota; Metazoa; Arthropoda; Insecta; Hemiptera; Aphididae. The transcript has 2 exons. The record is from RefSeq and is a predicted model, not a curated record. The annotation marks the transcript as partial.